GGCGGGCGACGCGCGGCCGUCACAUCACGUCCCGCCUUCGCGCGAUAUACUACACACUCUCCACUGUCACCGUACACUUGAAAACGUGAACAUGAAACGACUGUUACUUCUCGCAGCCCUGUGCACCUUCGCCGUGGCCAUGGUCCCUAGGCAGAGGAGGGCGAUGGAAGACAACCAAAGUCCCGCAAGCAUCCAGAAGCCAAUCUGCGAGUCGAAGACGCCGUGUGGCUGGCUCUUCUACAAGGAUAAUAUUGAAUUUAUUCAUGAGAGAUGGGAAAGGACUAAUGACUAUUGUGUAUGCGCUUCAAAUUUGACGUGUCAAGAAGACGAAAACGAUACCUUGGCCAAAGCCAUCGUCAAGCUGUGUAAAGUGCCGGUGCCUCCGGCCCAAGACGAUAAAAAGUCAGACAACACAGAGAGCUAGCGAGCUACGCUUCGACAAACUUUAAGCUGUGUAUCGACGACAAAGCAUCCGUCUCUUUUAAGAACCUAUCUGUGUGGUCCCAUUAAUAAUUGAAGUCAGCGACCGGUAUAACUACAGAUGUGUGAGAUGUGUUGUGUAUGUUGCGCAAAGUUACCAAAAAGUUGGAAUAGUUCUUGGAAAUUUGACAGGAAACAGAGGAAAUUUUCAUUUUAGAAAAUUUUGAUUUCUAUACAAAAAAAUCCGUAUUUCGCAGUUUUGGAAACUUUCCGACGGCACAUCAGUAGUUAUAACUAUGUGUAAAAUUGCCGUUUCGUUUCCCAUUGUCCCAACCGAUAUCGGAUUUCUAAGCAAACUUGUCGAAGCCCUAUCAGCUAUCAUACAAUAAUAUUUACGUCUGAUCAAAAAGCUGAUUCGAUCGGAGCGAUAAUGUUGAAAGCACUAAAAUUUUUAUCGUAAUGUGGGAUUAUCAUAAUUGUCCAGCGCAGAAUAGAUUUUUAUCAGACCUUAAAAAACAGCUGCUUAUGUCGGAGAUAAAUACAAAUUUUACUUAUCAGUACAGAUGCUAUCGAAGCAUCAUAUUGUAGUUAUAAGACAAAUACGAGUAGGUCAGGAAAUUAUCCAAGCUUUCAUACUCGAGCUCAAAUGACGUACAUACUUUUAGGUUAGAGGCGAACCAAAACCAUAAGAAACAAGAAUUUUUAAUAAGGUACUGUCUAUUCUCAGCAAAAGGCACUCAAUGUUGCCAGGACAAAGUUAAUUUUACCAUUUUUUAAGAUUAUUUUAAUUUUUGUGCAGUCUUGGAUAUUUUAACAUUUGACACCCUUGUAUUCCGCCUUUUUAUUUUUAAAUUUUAUGUUGACAUGUAGUGGAAGCCGUACGAGCCCAAUUAAAAAAAACGCAAAUCGAUGUACAGUUUAGCCACUCCCCUCCUAAGGGAAUUCUUUUUGGGAACUGCGGGUCAAAAAAUUGUUUUGACCUCUAGUAUGCGUGUGCCAAACGGCUAAACUGUACAUCGAUUUGCGGUUUUUUUGCGUACAGCUUACACUAAUGAUUAAAUCACUCGUGUGACCGCAACUGAUAUUAAGUUGACCAUGUACAUUAAAAAUAUAAAGUGAAAUGAAAAGUGAUAUUCGACAGGCGAAUGUAAACUUAUUGGCUUUAAAUUAAUAAAUAUUCUGUAACUAAAUUAUAUAUUGAUUAAAAAACGCACAACAGAUACUUUUCUAAAACCGAACGUGGACAACUUUAACAUAAUUUUGGUACUAUUCAUUUUUAGUCACAAAAAAGGAAAAAUUGUAUUCAAAUUGUAACGUUAUUGUUUAUGCUAUUUAUAUGGACACGUAUACUUAGGAAUUGCUAAAGUCGUCGUCAAUAGAACUUGCAAACAAUGUCAACAAACCAUUUUACCUUCAUUACUUCGUAAUCUCGCUUUUUAAAAGGACAACCAUGACCUUAUCAACAGUAUAUAUAGGUAUACUUAAAUAUUUUAUUAAUAUUUUUUAGUUAAAUUGUGGUUAAAUUAAAUGUUAAUUAUUAAUAUUUCAAGGAAAAUUACCUUAGGUUAGGUUAUGUGUCAACCGCUAACAAAAUUUGUCAUAUAUGUUUACAUUAUUUGCAAGUUCUAUUGUCGACGACUUUAUACUGGAGAUACCGCAUAAGUCCGCGAUACACUACAGAUAAUUUUUUCCACGAAAACGCUAUAACGAAAUUCAAGUACGAGUCUACGAUUACAAUUUUGUUUGUUAUUGUAAAUUCACAAUUUGAUUUCCAAUGUUAUAUAAAUUAAAUAAUAUAUUAAGUAAGAUUUUUCACCAAUCUGUACAAAUAAAAAUAUAAUAAUAGCCAAUGGUUAAUGUGUUGCAGUCACUUCCAUACAUUCAUCAUUACUAGGUGAACGUACCUACUACCAAAGAUCCAUUGAUUGUGUAAGAUGUGUAAAGUAAAAACAAAUUCCUAUACGCUGACCUACCUUGCUGUCAAAAGUUUACCUACCUUGAAAUUGGCAAGUACUGUAGAUGGCGCUGCACGGCUUCAUACAAUAUCCUGUAACUUUUGUUAAAAGUUGACAUUUAACAAUUCAGUGACUAUAAAACGCAAUACAGCGCCAUCUGGUUCGGCUGUCAAACUACGGGAUACGUUUCUUUCUUAGACUUUACCUCUCUCUUACAAUCAAUAACUCUUUGCUACUACUCAUUAAUUUUUAUUUUUAGUAUUUUUUUUAGUAAAUGUGUGAUGGAUGGUAUGAGUAAUGAUGCGAUAAUUAAAGUACUUAAUAGAUUUAAAUAAUAAGUAGAAUAUAAGGUGAUAUUCGUCUUUCGAAUAUUCACAUUUGCAGUUCCUAUUUUUUUCUUUAAUCAUUUACGAGAAUUACGAGUAUGUGAGAGUGAGGGCUAGAUCUAGAUUUCAUUAGAAACAUGCUUUUUGUAAUAAUUGUACGUUUCUUUUAUGACAUACUGAACUGUAUUAUUAAAUAUGUUUCAUUAAUAAGAUUUUCUUAAUAAUUAUUUCUAUUACUUUUUAAAGAAAUAAAAUGAAUGACUAAUU
Cydia strobilella is the source of this 2968-nucleotide messenger RNA. RefSeq lists its product as uncharacterized. The record is from RefSeq and is a predicted model, not a curated record. The transcript is spliced from 3 exons. The coding region runs from base 92 to 424 and encodes 110 amino acids. NCBI's taxonomy places the organism in Eukaryota, Metazoa, Arthropoda, Insecta, Lepidoptera, Tortricidae.